ACUUUUUCGGUGAUGGGCAUUGCUGAAGUACUUUGCUAUGUAACAGCAAACGAUGUCUGUCUUUCCAAGUUUCCUAGACGUCCAGGUCUAUUUGGUGGACUGUAUGGAGUCAGUUUGGGUGUUGGCACCGUUGCUGUUAUUCAGAUCAUUGUUGCUUUGAGAGUCGUGUUCUACAAUGAUCACGUUAGUGCUGCUACCAUUUUCUUUGUAUUAGGAAUAUUUACCAUUGUGACAUCACAACCAUUGCUGCUCUGGCAAUUGCUCAGUUCAUGUACCAGCAACAAACACAUCAGAGAAAAGUCGUUACCAGACGAAACAGAUCGAGACCUGAAAUCAAUGAGAUCAAACUCUACAUCAGACCAAGUAAUAAAGAUAUCAGUUCACGAUGUACUUAGACUGCUGAAGAAUUGGCAAGUGAUGAAAUUCUUGAUAGCCGUUUGGCUUGUGUUCAUUCCAAUUGAAGGAAUACUAGCAGUUCUAGAGCCCAUUGAGUUUUCUUUAUGGAAUGAGAAGGUGGCUCCUGCCGCAACUCUAUCUGCAGUUUCUUUUGGAAUGGUUGUUGUUGGUCGUUUGAUCUGGUGUCUUGUGGCCGACUGUGUUGGCCUUUCUCGAUUACUUUGUUUUGUUAUUCUGAUGCAAGGAUGUUCUCUGUUAACAAUUGGAUUAUUGACAACCGGAUUAUUGACCCCAUUGACACAAACCUGGGUGAAAUACGUUACUAUUACUCUUUUCAAUUUUUACUUGUUUAUGUUUCCGGCGGUCAAAGUGCUUUCUCCAGGAUUGUCGUAUCAAAUACUGGAGUAUGCUGAUGGCGUGGUAAUUCUUAGUAUGGUAAAUAUUGUGGUUGGAGUAUCAGGCAUUGUUGGACCCCUCAUUAUUCAAACAAUGUAUGACAUUCAUGACAGCUUGGGUGGGAUCAACGUCCGUACUGGUUGCUUGUUCAUUGGCACCACUGGUUGUCUCAUUUAUAAUUAAAGUUGGAACAAGACCGAUGAUCUUUACUUCAUCAAUACUGUUGAUUAGUGGACUGACAUUGACAUCAAUUGCAACAGAGAUAUGGCAUCUAUUUCUAACAUACAGCAUUCUGGUUGGCAUCCAUGUAUGUAUUGUUUAUUCUGUUUGUUGGGGUGUGUUGCCUCUUUACUUUCAAAAGAGAAGAGCACUAGCUAUUGGAUUAGCCAACAGUGGGAAGCAUGUUGGAAUGGCAGUAGUCGGUCCAAUCAGUCGGAUGGCUGUGGCACAGUAUGGGUGGAGAAAGUGUCUUCAGUUGGUUAGUUUGUUGGGACUAAUUAUGAUUAUUUGUGGGAUUUUGUAUCGACCACUAAAGGUGCCAUCUAAAACGACUGCGGGCAGAGAGGGAAAAGAAAAUAGUUUGAGUAUUGGACAGAUUGUUGUGAAGUCCAUAAAACUUCAUAGAGAUCCGUUACUUACAUUUUGGCUACUAAUGAUAGCUCUGUCUUACUCUGCCUACUUUGUUCCAUCAUAUCACAUUGUUCGUCAUGCCGAAGACAAUCUGAAUGUGAGUGAGGAAAGAUCUGGAUUUCUGCUCACAGUGAUGGCCGUGUCUGCUGCUGUUAGUACAAUGACAGUUGGUCUCAUAUCUGAUUAUUUUGUUCUGCAAUACAAGAUUGUACUCCUACAAGUUCUACUUCUGCUUGCAGGAAUAUCUACAAUGUUAUUUUCGUUUUAUCAGACAUUUACACUUCUGGCAAUUUAUGUGAUGGUUUAUGGUGUGGCGACAGCAUUUACUGCUCUCAUACCUGUUAUUGUAGCAGCUGUUGUAAGUGAAGAAGAGACUACUCUUGCCAUAGGUUUGGCCAGUUUCUAUGUCAGUGCAGCAGUUAUUGGUCCACCAAUUGCAGGAUGGAUGUAUGACAGUAGUGGUACCUACAACGAUAGCUUCUUUCUCUUUGGACUAAUACUUGUCACAGCUGCCGUCACUAUCAGUCUGCAUCAUGUCUUUGCUCGGUUACAAGUAAAAUCGUGUGAGCAAAAACAGAGGACAUUACCUAGCCAACACAAUGAUGAUCAGGAGGAAAAAGAUAUUCUGAAGUUUUGCGUAGUGAUGACCAAAGAAACAACUGUCUAGCUACUGCUGAUAAAUGCUUUAUGUAGUUGUAAAUAAAUACAAGAAUCAAACUCUUAGCAAUCCAAAUGUUGACUACCUACUAAAACGAGGUUGAUCCAACCCGUAAGCCGGCGCGCGUUGCGCGCCUUUCAGGGGUGGUUACAAAUUAGUCUACGCUUGCGCGUAUUGUUGGCGCGAUAAUUCAAUCCUUGGCUUUUCCAUCUUUUGCACAAGCUCAGGAGGGUCUUGCCUACUAGCACGGCUAUAACUACGAAAGCUGGUAGUUCAGAUUAGUCAGACCUUCGUGAAAGGAGGUCUGCAUGCGCAACUUUGGA
Molecule: messenger RNA, 2403 nt
Organism: Corticium candelabrum
Lineage: Eukaryota; Metazoa; Porifera; Homoscleromorpha; Homosclerophorida; Plakinidae
Product: monocarboxylate transporter 13-like
Exons: 4
Coding region: 890-2089 (399 amino acids)
Biological process (GO): transmembrane transport
Cellular component (GO): membrane
Molecular function (GO): monocarboxylic acid transmembrane transporter activity
Source: RefSeq, a predicted model, not a curated record